ACCGCGGGUCGUCCACAUUUGGUGUCUCUGCUUCUGAGUGUCAAACCCAAGAUGGCACUUCAUCGGUUAUUCCAGCUGUCCUCUCUGCUGCGCUCCGCUGUGGGCCUGACUCUGCGAAGGAACAUUGGCAUGUCUGCAGUCGCCUUCAACAAGGCCAAGGACCUCGACCCUGUCCAGAAACUGUUCCUGGACAAGAUCCGUGACUACAAAACCAAGAGCAAGGCAUCCGGCGGUAUUGUGGAUGCAGGACCCUCUUACCAGAAGAACAUGUCUGAAGAGAUCACCAAACUAGAGAGGCUAUACGGCGGAGGAGACCUCGCCAAGUUCCCCGACUUCAAAUUCGCAGAUCCCAAGCUGGAUGAAGCAGCCAAGUGAAUGCUGUCCUUGUUGUUAAUCUCCUACAUGUCAUCCAUAUGUUGUAUUUAAUAAAAAAGUAGUGGAUUGAAUGACUGCUUGAAAGGGUUGUAAAUUAAGCUGCUUCUGGUAGCUUUCACAGUUGCUGUGUUGAACAGUGGUUAUUGUUUAUUACAAAGUCAAAUAUCAAUAAAUAAAAUAUUCAGAUCCUGCC
Molecule: messenger RNA, 568 nt
Organism: Scomber japonicus (chub mackerel)
Lineage: Eukaryota; Metazoa; Chordata; Actinopteri; Scombriformes; Scombridae
Gene: atp5pf
Product: ATP synthase peripheral stalk subunit F6
Exons: 4
Coding region: 52-375 (107 amino acids)
Biological process (GO): proton motive force-driven ATP synthesis
Molecular function (GO): proton transmembrane transporter activity
Source: RefSeq, a predicted model, not a curated record